Dioscorea cayenensis subsp. rotundata (Guinea yam) is the source of this 1410-nucleotide messenger RNA. RefSeq lists its product as uncharacterized. The transcript is spliced from 2 exons. Bases 1 to 1410 code for a protein of 469 amino acids. The record is from RefSeq and is a predicted model, not a curated record. NCBI's taxonomy places the organism in Eukaryota, Viridiplantae, Streptophyta, Magnoliopsida, Dioscoreales, Dioscoreaceae.
AUGGCGAUCACCACACAGGAGGCAGCAAAAGAUGGAGUUGUUCCGCUGCAUUUUCCUAUGCUCACUCUUACGAACUAUUCUACCUGGGCGAUCAAAAUGGAGGCUAACAUGGACGCUCAAGGAGUGUGGGAGGCAAUCGUACCGGCUGCCGGAGUGGCGGUGGAUGCAAGAAAGGACAAGAUGGCGCAGGCUUGUAUUUUUCAGUCUGUUUCAGAGGAUAUCUUGAUGCAGAUCGCUAAGAAGAAGACUGCGAAGAAAGUGUGGGAUAGCAUUAAAAUUCGCUUUCUUGGUGUGGAUAGAGUGAAGAAGGCAAGGCUGCAGACUCUCAAGAGCGAAUUUGAAGCCCUGAAGAUGAAGGAGAAUGAGUCUAUAGAUGAGUUCGCAGGAAAACUCAGUGCUCUGGCAAAUAAGUUCGGGGAACUUGGAGAAACCAUGGCUGAUGGCACACUUGUGAAGAAGCUAUUUGGCUCAGUUCUGAGUAGGUUUCUGCAAGUUGUCGCAUCUCUCGAACAACUAUUUGAUGUAGAUACUAUGGUAUUUGAGGAAGCUAUUGGUCGACUAAAAGCAUACGAAGAACGUAUACGGAGGGAAGAUCAUCAUGGUGAUCAGCUGCUUCUUACCCAUGAAGAAUGGAGCGCUCGGGCCAAAAGAGACAGUGAAGAGAAGUGGAAAUUAAAUAGGGGAGAGGGAAGCAGCAGCGGAGGCAGAGACAAAAGACAUAUCAAGUGCUUCAACUGCAAUAAGCUCGGGGAUUAUGUGUCUGAAUGUUGGAGUGAGAAGCGAGAUGAGGAGAUCAAUCUGAUUAACGAUGAAGAACCAGCCCUUAUGUUAACUAUAUCUGAAGAGGAAACACAAAAGAGUGAGAAGAAGGAAGACACAGUGAUGUUAAAUGAAGAAGAGGUAAUUCCUGAGUUAUAUAAUACUGAGAAAGAACAAUCGUAUAUAGAUGUGUGGUAUUUAGAUAAUGGCGCGAGCAACCACAUGACGGGGCAUCGUGAAAAGUUUCAGAGACUGGAUGAAAGCAUCAUUGUUAUGGUAAAGUUCGGUGACGGCUCAACUGUUAAAAUAAUGGGAAGGGGAACCAUUUUGCUGCAGUGUAAGAAUGGAGAUCAUCGUGUUCUCUCUGAAGUGUACUACAUACCAAAGCUCCGGAGUAAUAUCAUAAGCCUAGGUCAAAUGACUGAGAAUGGCAAUGAAGUUGAAAUGAUCAGUGAAUUUUUGAGAAUCUAUGAUGAAAAUGGUGUGCUGUUGAUGUCCAUGAGACGCACUUUUAAUAGAUUAUACAAGAUUCAACUUGAAACAUGUGAACUAUCCUGCCUUAUAGCUAGUCUGGAAGAUCCAGCGUGGCUUUGGCACACCAGACUUGGGCACGUGAACUUUCAUGCAUUGAAGGUGAUGGGUGAGAAAUAA